This is a messenger RNA of Phalaenopsis equestris, 2429 nucleotides long. Its product is annotated as protein REDUCED WALL ACETYLATION 3-like. Gene Ontology annotation, cellular component: Golgi apparatus. Lineage: Eukaryota; Viridiplantae; Streptophyta; Magnoliopsida; Asparagales; Orchidaceae. The record is from RefSeq and is a predicted model, not a curated record. Bases 525 to 2162 code for a protein of 545 amino acids. Gene Ontology annotation, molecular function: acetyltransferase activity. The transcript has 16 exons. Gene Ontology annotation, biological process: xylan biosynthetic process; plant-type secondary cell wall biogenesis; xyloglucan metabolic process.
UAAAAAACAAAUUAAAUUAAAAAAAAAGAAAAACCAGAUCGUCGAGCGGCAAGAACGAUCUCUCUGGUUUCUGAUUUUCUUCUUGCUCGUCUCGAUUUUAAUACUGAAUUAUACUGUUUCUGUAAUUUAUCUUGUUGAAGGCGACGACUAGAAGGCAAGGAACCAACAACUCCCCCAACCGCCCACCCCACCCUUUUUUUUUUCUUCAUAAAUUUUCAACCCCCACGGAGAACGACCCUUCUCCCGCUAGUUUCAUCUGCCUUGCUUCAGAUCCGGCCCAUCACCUUAGGGUUUAAAUACUAUCAUCUCACCAUCUGUUUCCUCGUGUUGAUGAAGAUUCACUGAAGACGGUUCCUCUAACCUGGGUAGCGGGGAUAGUGGGUGGAGAGGAAGAGAAGGGCGGUUCUGUUUAUAUUGGAAGUAUAUCUCGCAUUUUGAUCUGUGUUGAGUUGUUUCCCCUUCGUGGGGUUGCUUAUUCUGAUCAGAUCAUUUGGUUGUUUUUCCUUGGCUGAAGCCCCAGGAAGAUGGUGGAAUCCGGUCCCUUAACUCCCGGUCAGGUUUCUUUUUUGCUUGGAUUUAUUCCUGUAUUUACAGCAUGGUUAUAUUCAGAGAUAUUGGAUUACAGGAAAUCCUCCUCUCUUUCAAAAGUCCAUUCAGAUACCAAUCUGGUUGAGUUGGGAAAUGGAACUGUUAAAGAAGGCGACCUAGUCCUGUUGCUUGAAGGAGGCUUAUCUAGGUCUGCAUCUGCAAAGUUUCAGAAUGCUUCUAUCCGGACAACGUUAAUCAGAUUUGUAACGAUGGAUGAAUCGUUUUUAGGUGAAAAUCGGGCUCUUUUAAGAUCAAUGUCAGAAUUUGGUGGGGUCUUGAUCUACUUCUACAUAUGUGACCGAACAAACUUGUUUCCUGAAACCAGCAAGAGUUAUAGCCGUGACCUAUUUGUCUUUCUCUACCUUCUUCUCAUCGUAGCAUCUGCCAUUACUUCUUUAAAAAAACACAUAGACAAGUCAGCAUUCUCAGGAAAGUCUAUUCUUUACUUGAACCGGCAUCAAACUGAAGAGUGGAAGGGAUGGAUGCAGGUUUUAUUUUUGAUGUACCACUAUUUUGCGGCCACGGAGAUGUACAAUGCAAUACGUGUGUUCAUUGCUGCUUAUGUCUGGAUGACUGGGUUUGGGAACUUCUCAUACUAUUAUAUAAGGAAGGACUUCAGCCUAGCUCGUUUUGCUCAGAUGAUGUGGCGUUUAAAUUUCUUUGUGAUAUUUUGUUGCCUCGUCCUCAACAAUGAUUACAUGUUAUAUUACAUCUGUCCAAUGCACACGCUGUUCACACUCAUGGUAUACCUGACACUUGGUAUCUUCAACAAAUACAAUGAGAUUGGGUCAGUGAUGGCUGUCAAAAUCAUCUCCUGUUUUUUGGUGGUGUUCUUGAUAUGGGAAGUUCCUGGAGUUUUUGAUGUUUUUUGGAGCCCUUUCACCUUCUUCUUAGGGUACAAAGAUCCAGAACCUUCCAAAGCAAACCUCCCUCUUUUGCAUGAGUGGCACUUCAGAUCCGGACUCGAUCGCUACAUCUGGAUCAUAGGAAUGAUAUAUGCAUACUACCAUCCAAGUGUUGAGAGAUGGAUGGAAAAGAUUGAAGAAGCUGAAGCCAAGCUCAGGUUUUCAAUUAAAGCAUGUAUAGUUGCAGUUAGUUUGGUGGUUGGUUUUUUGUGGUACGAGUACAUCUACAAAUUAGAUAAAGUUAGUUACAAUAAGUAUCAUCCUUAUACAUCUUGGAUUCCCAUCACUGUCUAUAUUUGCUUGCGAAAUGCCACACAGCAAUUGCGAAGUUAUUCCUUGACCCUCUUUGCGUGGCUUGGCAAGAUCACGCUGGAGACAUACAUCUCCCAGAUACAUAUUUGGCUUCGGUCAAGCAAACCAAAUGGUCAACCCAAGUGGCUGCUUUCUUUUAUUCCAAAUUACCCACUGCUCAAUUUCAUGCUGACCACCACAAUCUAUCUAUUUAUAUCGUAUAGAGUCUUUGAGCUUACGAACACGUUAAAGAAUGCUUUCCUUCCAACAAAGGACAACAAGCGCCUGCUGCAAAAUUUUAUUGCAGGGUCAGCUAUCUGCAUAUGCUUGUAUUUUUUCUCAUUCGCUCUGCUCCUUAUACCUACACCCACGGCAUAAACACUGAAAUCCAAAAUAUUUGGAAAGAACUUUUCUUUUGGUACAAGGCAUAUGAUUCCAGUUGAUAAACUUGAGGGUGUGUGAUUUGGCUGAUUCUAUAAUCUUAUCAGGAAAAACUUGAGAGAUUUGUGUCAAUCAAUUUACCAUUUUUGUGGAAGUAUGGAAAUGAUGUCUUUUGGGAAUGAGAUGCCAGGUGCUAUGGGUAGGGCUUUUUUAUUUGGAUGUAAAUCAUUUUUUUUUCUUCUUUUAAUUCUUAAGAAUGGUAUC